AGACCAAACCCCAUCAGCCAUCAGCAGCAGCGCCCGGAUCACGAUAGCGCGCCAACUUUUGCGUGACACCGACCGAACUCGCCGAGGUUUGUUUGGUUCAGCCAUGGUGCCGAGGGUGGAGCGCGGCGGCGGCGGGUUCCAUCUCCCCAACAGCGAGCGGGAGGACUCGCUGUUCAUCCGCGCGCUCAUCUCCGUCGUGUCCGGUGACACCACGGUGCCGACGCUGCUGCCGGAGCCGACGAUGGCGACCGUGGUUGCCGGUGCGGCUACGUGCGCCAGGUGCGGGGUGGACGGGUGCAUCGGCGUGGACUGCGAGGUGGUGGUGUUGGCGGCGGCGGCUGGCUCGAGCUGCAGCGACGAGGAGGAUGAGGGGGAGUGCACCACGGGCGCGGUGGCCAGCGGCGGCGUGACGGGCGGCGUGGGCAAGAGGAGGCCGCGGAGGCGGAGCGGCGGCGAGGGGAGCAGGUACAGGGGCGUGCGGCGUCGGCCGUGGGGGAAGUGGGCGGCGGAGAUCCGCGACCCGCGCCGCGCCGUCUGCAAGUGGCUCGGCACGUUCGACACCGCCGAGGACGCCGCGCGCGCCUACGACGUCGCCGCGCUCGAGUUCCGCGGCCAGCGCGCCAAGCUCAACUUCCCGGCGUCCACGGCCGCGCAGCAGCCACGUCCACUCCUCCAUCACAACCUCCGUGAGAACUGCGGCUCGAACGCGUCGUCGCCGGUGCACGCGCCAGAGCACGCGAGGACGGCGGCGGCGGCGAAGGACCAGGAGAUCUGGGACGGCCUACGGGAGAUCAUGAUGCUCGACGACGGCAGCUUCUGGUCCAUGCCAUGAUCGAUGAUCUGUCACCCAUUUCAUUGCUCGAUCGUUGCUUCAUUUCUUGUUCCAUUCUUAAUAGGAUUCUUAAACCUUUACUACUGUUCCCCGCAAAAAAAAAAAAAAAAAAAAAAAAAAAAAAAAAAAAAAACCUUUACUACUGUUUCCUUGGAGUGAUGUAACAGUAACAGUGAGAUAUUUCUCACUGAAUUUUCAAACAUUAGACAAAUAAUACUGCAACACGUCGUGCUAA
This is a messenger RNA of Oryza sativa Japonica Group (Japanese rice), 1067 nucleotides long. RefSeq names its product ethylene-responsive transcription factor ERF109. The record is from RefSeq and is a predicted model, not a curated record. Gene Ontology annotation, biological process: regulation of DNA-templated transcription; ethylene-activated signaling pathway. Gene Ontology annotation, molecular function: DNA-binding transcription factor activity; DNA binding. Lineage: Eukaryota; Viridiplantae; Streptophyta; Magnoliopsida; Poales; Poaceae.